CGUCACGCGCGGGGCGGGGUUGUUUAAAGCCACACUUCCACACGCGCUGAGUGAGCAGAGUGUGUCCACGCCGGUGUUAGCAAACAGCAGCUCCACAGCAGAUCUAGCUUUAAGUAUCGUGAUCUAACAAGUUCUUUAAGGUGCAGAACAACAGACAACACCCCGCAACUGACUCUAACACGUAAAGUCAAAACAUGGAGGCUCAGUAGAGGCUAAAAGCCGCUGAGUGGAUCUGAAGCACAUGGACUUUUAGGAGCUUACAUCUCAUCUAGUGCAGUUUUCACUAAACGCUCCCCUAGUGAGUAUCCACAUCUUCCUGUGACAAGCAGACAUGGCAGGCAAGGGUCGAGGAGUCGCUGCCUUCACCUUCAACAUCGAGGCUCUGGGCAUCGGAAGGGGCAGCAUGCCAGACGCCAGGGUGGGGCCCAGUCCUCUGUUUCCAAGCACAGAUUUUAAACCAGUGCCGCUGAAAGCUGGCGAGGAGGAGAACUACAUGUUGGCCUUGAAACAGGAGAUGAGGGGAACAAUGCAGCGGCUGCCGCACAACAUCAAGCCUCAGAGUAAUAAAGCAGAAGUAGAACGAUACACGGAGCGAUACCUGAAGCACAGCCAGGUGCUCAAUGAAGAAUGGACUCCAGACUGGAACCUUUUCCCAAAAGAACUGAUGCCCCAGAAGAAAAAACCCCGGGUUAAAGCAGGAACAAAGAAAACAACGAAGGUGUCACGCAAAGACUCGGAGGACAUAUUGAAUAAAUUAGAUGAACUGGCAAAGAAAGAUGACGGGAACCCUGAAAAAUCUGACGACGAGAAGGAAAAGAAGAAGGAGAAUGAGGAAGAAGAGGAAAUAGAAGGGGAAGAAUACGAUGAAGAGGAUGUUGAAGAGGAAAACGACUAUAUAGAUAACUAUUUUGACAACGGGGAAGAUUUUGCUGCAGGCAGUGACGACAAUAUGGAUGGUGAAGCGACGUACUGAGACAACACAAGACCGUGGAAACCAAGCAAGUGUUGACUGUCGAAGCAAAUUAUCAUUGUGAUUAUUUCUAUUAGUUACAUAUUGUAGAUAAGUUGAAAUUUCUAUUCAGCAGAGUGAUAGUUUAGUUUGCAGUAGUUUUUUUGUGUGUGCGUGUGACUUUUGAGAGGUAGUCUUUCCUUAAUGACUUCUGUAAAUGAGAAAUGCCAAACUAUGUGCACACAGGCAAUAAUUUAUUCAAAAUAGAUUUAUUUAUUAUCUAACCGGUAGCACUUUUCCACAGGUUGAAAGGCACAUACUGUCAACAACACAAACUGCAUAAAAUCAUAAAAUGUCAUAAAAUAUAAACACGGUGAUGAAAUAAAAGGGCUAUAACAAAGUCUAACAUUUCACAUAAUUACAAGUAUGAGUCAUUGUGGGAAUACUGUGCAUUUUCCUCACCAUGCUCUUUAGUUUUUUUAAUGAAUUUUUUUUAACGAAAACAGUAAGUUCAAGAAAGAAAAAUUCAAACAAAUCAUGUGGAAUUUAAUUUAAUUGGUAACUCCCAAUACUGAUAGUGUAGUGAAAUAAAUUAAUUCUGUAUCGAACAUAAUGGCAGCAUUCAUACUUUUCCAACUAAUGGUGUUGGAUGUUUUACAUGGAAACAAGUACAGCUUGACCAAUCUGAGUAAUUCUGUGGAUUUGGUGUUUAAAUAAAAUCCACAGAACUGAUCGUCGUACGUUUUGGUCACUGAUCCAUCGCUGUGGAAACUGUUGGGAGUUUUUCUCUCACGUGGUCUGUGUGGAGCUUCCUGAAAAUGCAGCAGCCCAGAUGACAAAAACAUCCCAGGUUCUCCUGGCUUUGCUGAUGACACAAACUCUGAGAGACAUCGGUUCCAAAAGCGUUCAACCCUUUGUAACGUGUCUGUCAAGAGCGACACAUCUGGCAGAGACAGCUGGAUCUGUUUCCAGCCCGAAGAUGCUGCUUGUUCAAAAGCAUAAGACUGUGGACCGACACAGGGCAUUAUGUGGCCUUUACCCUUAUUUCUGGUCUCUCAACCAUAUAAAAGACUGUCUGAA
Molecule: messenger RNA, 2029 nt
Organism: Paralichthys olivaceus (Japanese flounder)
Lineage: Eukaryota; Metazoa; Chordata; Actinopteri; Pleuronectiformes; Paralichthyidae
Gene: polr3g
Product: polymerase (RNA) III (DNA directed) polypeptide G
Biological process (GO): transcription by RNA polymerase III
Cellular component (GO): RNA polymerase III complex
Source: RefSeq, a predicted model, not a curated record